Molecule: messenger RNA, 708 nt
Organism: Penicillium cinerascens
Lineage: Eukaryota; Fungi; Ascomycota; Eurotiomycetes; Eurotiales; Aspergillaceae
Product: LOG family protein
Exons: 2
Coding region: 1-708 (235 amino acids)
Biological process (GO): cytokinin biosynthetic process
Cellular component (GO): cytosol
Molecular function (GO): hydrolase activity, hydrolyzing N-glycosyl compounds
Source: RefSeq, a predicted model, not a curated record
AUGAUCCAGGACAAACCCGCCGUCGUCUGCGUCUUCUGCGGCUCAACAGCAGGCAAAGACCCGGUCCACAUCGAGGCAGCCCGAACGCUGGCCUAUGAAUUCCAUAAGAACAAUGUCCAACUAGUCUACGGCGGCGGCGCAACCGGCCUAAUGGGCGAAAUUGCCAAAACCCUCGUCUCCCUCUCUGGCCCAGAAGCCGUGCACGGCAUCAUCCCAAAAGCCCUGGUCAAAAUCGCCACCAAGUCAGCCAAUAAUGUCAGCAACGGGUCGUCCAGCGAAGGCAAAGCCGCCGAACGAGUCGUCUCCGACAUUGAAUCAGACGGUAUCCCGGAGUCAGAGUACGGGAUGACGACAAUCGUACCAGACAUGCACACGCGCAAGCGUCUGAUGGCGACGAAGGUGCUUGAAGGCGGACCCGGGUCGGGCUUUGUGUCCCUCGCUGGCGGGUUCGGGACGAUUGAGGAGGUGAUGGAGAUGACGACGUGGAACCAGCUGGGGAUCCAUCGGGUUGGAGUUGUGUUGUUGAAUGUGAAUGGGUAUUGGGAUGGGUUGUUGUCGUGGGUGCGCAAUGCUGUGUCGGAGGGGUUCAUCACUAGGGAGAAUGGGGCUAUUCUGGCGGAGGCGCGGGAUGCUACGGAGGUUUGGCCUAAGCUUUUGGCUUAUCAGUGUAGUAGUGAUCGGAUGCUGUUGAAUUGGGGGGAGGAGUGA